AUGGCGGCACACGGCGCCAAUGGCGAGGCCUCUGUCGGCUCCAGUGAGCCCCGACAAAAGGGAAAGGCUACCCCGGAAACAAUCAGAGCAGGAUGCAUCGCCAUGGUCAAAAAAGAAGGCAUCCCCCGUCGAGCCGAGAUUCUUAGCAUCAAAGAAACGAAGAGCGGUCGCCAAUUUUACUGCAACUUUGACAAUUUCAACAAGCGUCUCGACGAAUGGGUGCCGACGAUCCGAAUCGAUUUCGACCAAGAUGUCGAGUGGCCAUUACCCGACAAGGACAAACCGAAAGAUCCUAAGACGAAGAAAGGUGUUGCCACGUCAAAAAAUAAGGUCUCAAAGAAAUCUCAGAAGCGACCUUCGAAGAGGGAGCAAUCUGCGCCUUCAGAGGCCGCGACGCCGCACCCAUGGACCGAGUUCGUCGAGUCACAGAGCCGUAAGAUGACGCCGACGGCCGAGGAGAGCCAAAGCCAGACCCCGGCCACAGCUACGGGCGAUGCAACGGCUACCCCCGCAGCUGGAGGCGAUGAAAUGGAAAUUGACCUGGAGGAGGAGGUCCAGAAGAAAGAUUUACUCAGUGGCUUCAGCCGAGAAGACGAGAUCGAGAAGUUGAGGACACACGGCUCUAUGACGCAGAAUCCGGCCGAGAUCUCCCGAAUUCGAAAUAUCUCCAAGGUCCAGUUUGGAAAGCACGACUUGUUCCCAUGGUACUUUUCCCCAUACCCUGAAGUAUUCAACCAGGAAGAUGUUAUUUUCAUCUGCGAGUUUUGCCUCGGGUACUAUGGCGACGAAAAAUCCUUUGUUAGGCACAGGCACAAGUGUACUCUGCAGCACCCUCCUGGAAACGAGAUCUACCGCGACGAGUCUGUCUCUUUCUUUGAGAUUGACGGCAGACGGCAGCGCACCUACUGCCGUAACCUGUGUCUCUUGUCCAAGAUGUUCCUUGACCACAAGACACUAUACUACGAUGUCGACCCCUUCUUGUUCUACGUCAUGACGAGUCGAAGCGAUAAGGGCUGCCACAUUAUCGGUUACUUUUCCAAAGAAAAGGAGAGCGCGGACGGAUACAACGUAGCUUGUAUUUUGACUCUGCCCCAGUACCAGCGCAAAGGUUAUGGUCGAUUGCUCAUCCAGUUCUCGUACGAACUAUCAAGGAUCGAAGGCAAGCUUGGUUCGCCAGAAAAGCCGCUUUCUGAUUUGGGUCUGCUGAGUUAUCGGCAAUACUGGGGUGAGAACAUCUUGGAUCUCAUUGUGGGUUACAAUGAGCGCGAUGAGAAGACUACGAUUGAAGCCAUCUCGACGGCUCUUGCCAUAAUUCCGCAGGACGUGGAGCACACCUUACAGGCGCUUAAGAUGCAGGUGUAUCACAAGGGAGAGCACAAGAUCGUGAUUCCCGAGAAGCUGAUCCAGCAGAGGGAGAAGCAGAAGGUGAAGCAGAAGCGAUUGAUUGACCCGAGCAAGAUCCAAUGGAAGCCACCAGUAUUUACGGCUUCUACGAGAACAUGGGGUUGUGUAAACACUCGCAAGCUGCCACUGAAUUUUGAUCCACACUCAGCACCUCGACGAUCCUUCUUCACCUCGGCAAAUUCUCUCUCAUCAUCAAGCAUGAACGCCCCCUUGCACAAGAAGCCAAUCAACCUCCUCCGAGGCUGGCCCUCGCCAUCCCUCCUCCCAGCCGCAGCCCUCUCCGCCGCGGCCGUAAAGACCCUCGCCGACCCCGCCGCCUACGUCCCGGGGCUCCAGUACGGUCCGGACCCGGGAUACCAGCCUCUCCGCGAGUCCAUCGCCCGCUGGCUGGCGGCAUUUUACCCCGCCGUCGACCCCGCACCUCCGUCUGCCGCGGAUGAUGCCACCACCACUACUGUCGCCGCCGGCCACCACGCGCCCGAUGUCCGGCGCAUCUGCGUCACGGGCGGUGCAAGCCAGAAUCUGGCUUGUAUCCUUCAAUCUUUCACUGAUCCGCUUUACACGAAGAAUGUCUGGAUGGUGGCGCCGUGCUACUUUCUCGCCUGCCCCAUCUUUGCUGACGCUGGGUUCGACGGACGUCUAAAGGCAGUUCCUGAAGAUGAUGAUGGUAUUGAUAUCGAGUACUUGAGAAAGGGGCUCGAGGCCGCAGGAGAAGGCGGCGAUGAGCACUUCAAAGAAGCCAAGAAGAGAAAACUCUACCGCCACAUAAUCUACCUUGUCCCAACCUGCUCCAACCCAACAGGCAAAACAAUGUCCCUCCGCCGUCGCCACGAGCUCGUCCUCCUCGCCCGCAAAUACGACGCCCUCCUCGUCUCAGACGAUGUCUACGACUUCCUCCAAUGGCCCCUCUCCACCCCUCCUCAGCCAGGCUACACCGCCGAAAUGCGCAUCCCCCGCCUCGUAGACAUCGACCGCAGCCUAGGCGUCCCCGACGCCUCCUUCGGCAACGCAGUCUCCAACGGCUCCUUCAGCAAGAUCGUCGCGCCCGGCGUGCGCACGGGGUGGGCGGAGGGCAGUCCUGCGUUCGCAUACGGGUUAUCACAGACGGGGUCAACGUGUAGCGGUGGCGCGCCGAGCCAGUUGGCUGCCAUGAUGGUCGCGGAGCUGCUUGAGAGCGGGGAGCUGCAGAGGCAGCUUGAUCAGGAGACGCGUCCUGCGCUCGCGAGACGACAUGGGGCUAUGAUGCAAGCGAUUGCGGAGUACAUCCAGAAGCCGCUUGGCGAGGGUGUCGUUGUGCGCGGGUCGGCGUUGAAGGGGGCUGAGGUGUUUGGCGGGUACUUUGUGUGGUUUAGUUUGCCUGAGGGUAUGUCGAGUCGGGAGGUUGCUGUGAGGGCUAAGGAGACGGAGAAUCUGGUGAUUGGGCACGGUGCGCAGUUUGAGGUGCAUGGGGAUGAGGACGCUGCGAGGUUCGAUCGGGAGAUUCGAUUGUGUUUCUCGUGGGAGCCGGAGGAGGACGUCGUGGAGGGUGUGAAGAGGUUGGGAGCGGUGUUGAAGGCUAUGAAGGAUGGUGUUAAGUGGAAGUCCUCGAGUACGUUGGAUGUAGAUAAUGUCAAAUAA
Messenger RNA from Colletotrichum paranaense, 3021 nucleotides. RefSeq names its product histone acetyltransferase E. Gene Ontology annotation, molecular function: L-2-aminoadipate:2-oxoglutarate transaminase activity; pyridoxal phosphate binding; histone acetyltransferase activity. Gene Ontology annotation, biological process: biosynthetic process; regulation of DNA-templated transcription. Lineage: Eukaryota; Fungi; Ascomycota; Sordariomycetes; Glomerellales; Glomerellaceae. The coding region runs from base 1 to 3021 and encodes 1006 amino acids. The transcript is spliced from 4 exons. The record is from RefSeq and is a predicted model, not a curated record.